Messenger RNA from Bacidia gigantensis, 330 nucleotides. RefSeq lists its product as uncharacterized. The coding region runs from base 1 to 330 and encodes 109 amino acids. The record is from RefSeq and is a predicted model, not a curated record. The transcript is spliced from 2 exons. Lineage: Eukaryota; Fungi; Ascomycota; Lecanoromycetes; Lecanorales; Ramalinaceae.
AUGCACUCUGUCGUUGAUCAAAAUCAGAAAAGUAAAGCCGAUAUCAUUGAAGAGCGCCGGUCCAAUCUUCCGCUACCUGACGAUCCACCCGUAGCUUCGGACUGGAACAGCAAUGACCCAUCUACGGUCAAUGUUGGCUCUGGUGGUAUACAAAGUGACGUAUCAUAUGGCGGUGGGAGCAGUGCAGGGCUUCGAGGGCCCGCUACAAGUGACAGCGGAGCACGUACUGAUGGGGAGACAUUCAACAAAGAGACCGGAGCACCAGGUAGCGUUGGGAGGCAAGGACACGACAAUCUAGAUGGUUUGCCAAAAGAUGCUCUCAAAAGAUGA